UCUCGCUCGCUCGAGUAAAUUAACUUUCGGAAAAUUUCUUAUUCAAUUGAGAACGUUUCUUCCAAUUAAUCUCAGCGAUGAGUUUUAUUCCUCGGAAAAUUCCUUCAUUUUAUCAUAAAUGGAUAUGAGUUUCAUCAAAGGCAUAAUCGACUCUCUAAGCUCAAUCAUCUCAACCGAUACCUCACCACUUGAAUCAAAACAAAAUCCUAGUUCAUCCACGUGUCAAAACAUGGAGGCUGGAAACGAACGCACCGCAUAUAAACUCAAAGGAUACUUCGAUUUGGCCAAAACAGAGAUCGACAAAGCUGUUCGAGCGGAAGAAUGGAGUUUAGUAGACGAUGCCGUGGUUCACUACCAAAACGCUCAGCGAAUUCUGGUCGAGGCUAGCUCAACUCCCACACCUUCAUAUAUCAGCUCUAGCGAACUAGAAAAGGUGAAAUCAUAUAGGCAAAAGAUAUCGAAAUGGAAGGGCCAAGUAUCUGAGAGAUUACAGGUUUUAAGUCGCCGAUCAGGAGGCACAUUCGUGAACAAGAACACCUUAACCCAUGCACAAACUGCUGCAGUUCCACCAAGAACAUCAAAUUCUAAGUCUCCUCGUAACCCAGUGGUGAGAAAUCAUAUUGAUAGAGUUGAAAGUUCAAAAUCUGCACAAGAACCCACUAAUAGUUACGAGUCAAAGUUGGUUGAAAUGAUUAAUACAGCGAUAGUUGAUAGGAGCCCUGCUGUUAAAUGGGACGAUGUUGCUGGCCUUGAAAAGGCUAAGCAAGCAUUAAUGGAAAUGGUUAUUCUACCAACUAGAAGGCGAGACUUGUUUACUGGACUUAGAAGGCCAGCUAGAGGUCUGCUUCUUUUUGGUCCUCCUGGUAAUGGGAAGACUAUGCUUGCCAAAGCUGUUGCAUCUGAAUCACAGGCAACAUUCUUCAAUGUUUCUGCAUCCUCUCUAACGUCUAAAUGGGUAGGAGAAGGUGAAAAGCUUGUUCGGACACUCUUCAUGGUUGCAAUAUCCAAACAGCCAUCUGUUAUUUUCAUGGAUGAAAUUGAUAGUGUCAUGUCAACCAGGUUGGCUAAUGAAAAUGAUGCUAGCAGACGGUUGAAGUCAGAGUUUUUAAUCCAGUUCGAUGGAGUGACAUCCAAUCCUAAUGAUUUAGUAAUUGUCAUUGGUGCCACUAAUAAGCCACAGGAAUUGGAUGAUGCUGUUCUUAGAAGAUUGGUUAAGAGGAUAUAUGUACCCCUUCCGGAUGACAAUGUUAGAAAACUUCUUCUUAAACACAAACUCAAGGGUCAACAAUUUUCCCUACCUGGUCGGGACCUAGAACGACUUGUGAGGGAGACAGAAGGAUAUUCUGGAAGUGAUCUGCAAGCAUUAUGUGAAGAAGCAGCUAUGAUGCCGAUUAGAGAGCUUGGUUCAAAUAUUCUUACUGUCAAGGAAAAUCAGGUGAGACCUCUAAGAUAUGAGGACUUUCAGAAGGCAAUGUCUGUUAUUAGGCCCAGUUUAAACAAAAGCAAGUGGGAAGAACUCGAACAGUGGAAUCAGGAGUUUGGCUCUAAUUGAAAUUUUUUUAGCAGUAUGACUCAUAUUUAGCAUUAUUACCUUUGUUGAAACAACAGCUUAAACAAAGGAUGAGAAGCAACUCGUAGCACCGCCAGCGCCAAACCAGUAGUUGUUAAGAAGCCAAAGCCCUAACAAUGGUCAAGAUGUAUUUUAUUUUGGGGUGAUGAUUCUUUGACGGUGCGUCAUAUGAAGUAUUGUUUUUUGAUGUAUUUUACAGGGAAAAAAAGUACGAUUACAAUGGGUAAUUA
Messenger RNA from Hibiscus syriacus, 1800 nucleotides. Its product is annotated as spastin-like. Bases 119 to 1552 code for a protein of 477 amino acids. The record is from RefSeq and is a predicted model, not a curated record. The transcript is spliced from 14 exons. Gene Ontology annotation, molecular function: ATP hydrolysis activity; ATP binding. Gene Ontology annotation, cellular component: microtubule cytoskeleton. NCBI's taxonomy places the organism in Eukaryota, Viridiplantae, Streptophyta, Magnoliopsida, Malvales, Malvaceae.